Messenger RNA from Alnus glutinosa, 2248 nucleotides. Its product is annotated as MLO-like protein 6. Lineage: Eukaryota; Viridiplantae; Streptophyta; Magnoliopsida; Fagales; Betulaceae. The transcript has 15 exons. Bases 394 to 2028 code for a protein of 544 amino acids. The record is from RefSeq and is a predicted model, not a curated record. Gene Ontology annotation, cellular component: membrane. Gene Ontology annotation, biological process: defense response.
UAUAAAGUAAUUCUACGUGUAUGUAUAAUUAUCUGUCUGAAAUUGUCAAAUUUAGAAAAAUAAUUUGACAGGAAUCUAGUGGGAAAUUAACCAGAGAGGCUUUCUAAUGGGAAACCAGAGAAGCUUUCAGCCCAGUCUCUCUCCACUCCCCGGCUCUAACACGUCCCAAGUCAAAGUCUACAACUCCCCACCUUUGCUUCCUCUACAUUAGACUUCACUUGUAUUGGACGGCAAGCUUCAGCGGUCACUCUGCCUGCAGCUUCCUCUCUAUUUCUCACUUCAUCUAUAUUUUGCUUAAAUAACCAUUAACCAUAAUAAAGUUAUACACUUAAGCCAUUUAUAUAUAUGUAGAGCUUUUGCCAAAAGAUCAAAGAAAUUGGAGGAAGUAUAUGCAUGGCGGGUGCAAAGGGGGGACGAUCUCUGGAGCAAACGGCAACUUGGGCAGUAGCUACUGUGUGUUUUGUGUUGGUUGUAGUUUCUAUCAUCGUUGAACAUAUUAUUCACUUAAUUGCGAAGUGGUUAAAAAGGAGACAAAAAAGAGCCCUUUAUGAAGCCCUUGAAAAGAUAAAAUCAGAGCUUAUGCUAUUGGGGUUCAUAUCCUUGCUCCUAUCAGUCUUACAAGGACCCAUUUCGAAUAUAUGUAUAUCAAAGGCAGUCGGGGCGACAUGGCAUCCAUGUAAUAAAAGGCAAGAGUCGAAAAACAACACUAAAUCCUACAACAAUGGCCACCGAAGGCUUCUAACGAUUUCAGAUUUAGAUGGCGGCGGUAGCACUCGACGUGUUUUGGCCGCCGCGGGAUACGACAAAUGUGCAAAAAAGGGAAAAGUUCCGUUGGUUUCAACAGAAGGAAUCCACCAACUCCAUAUCUUCGUCUUUGUGCUUGCAGUCUUCCACGUGCUUUAUUGUGUAACAACUCUGGCUUUGGGCAAAGCAAAGAUGAGAAGGUGGAAGGCGUGGGAAAUGGAAACGAGGACAGCUGACUAUCAGUUCUCACAUGACCCAGAGAGAUUUAGAUUUACCAGGGACACAUCGUUUGGACGAAGGCACUUGAGGUUUUGGAGUCGCUCAUCCGUUCUCCUAUGGAUAAUUUGUUUCUUCAGACAGUUUGUUAGGUCAGUCCCGAAGGUGGAUUACUUGACCCUGCGCCAUGGAUUCAUUAUUGCACAUCUGGCACCUCAGAGUCAAACAAUGUUUAACUUCCAGCAGUACAUCAAGAGGUCACUUGAAGAGGAUUUUAAAGUUGUUGUUGGGAUCAGCCCGGUGACCUGGUUUUUUGCCAUAUUGUUUUUGCUCUCUAAUACUCAUGGCUCGUAUUCUUAUCUAUGGCUGCCCUUCAUCCCACUGAUUAUAAUCUUAUUGGUGGGGACGAAGCUACAGUUCAUCAUAACCAAGAUGGGUCUCAGAUUUCAAGAGAAAGGCGAGGUGGUCAAAGGAACCCCGCUGGUUCAGCCGGGCGAUGACCUUUUCUGGUUCAAUCGCCCUCGCCUUACUCUUCAUCUUAUCCAUUUUGUUCUCUUUCAGAAUGCCUUUCAGCUUGCCUUCUAUGCGUGGACUUUGCUUGUAUUUGGCUUAAAGUCUUGCUUCCAUGACAAGUUGAAAGAUGUGAUCAUCAGGAUAUCCAUGGGAGUCCUCAUACAGAUACUAUGCAGCUAUGUCACUCUUCCUCUAUAUGCCCUGGUAACACAGAUGGGUUCUUCCAUGAAGCCCACAAUCUUCAACGAUAGGGUGGUAAAUGCACUACGAAAGUGGCACCACACAGCAAAGAAGCGCAUAAAACAGAACCGACAUUCAUCGGCAAGUACUCCGGCGGCUGGGUCGUCCCCUGUCCAUCUCCUGCGUGCCUACAAGGGUGAUCUUGACAGCAUUCCUCCUACAUCGCCGAGGAUGUCCAGUCUGAAUAUUGAAGAUCGCGAGAUGGGCCCCUCUCGUAAUUCUCCCUCAAACCGCCAUAACCGUGGACAAGAAGAGAGGGGUGCUCAUGGAAUUGAAAUUCACUCAACAAAUUUCUCAUUUAGAACAGAUGGAUGAAUUAAAAUAGUGCUGAUGAGCAAACAAGCUAAAAAGGCGAGGAGAGGAUAAGAGACUGAAAGACUAACGGAUUUAAAACCAGGUGACAAUCACCAGCCUCUGGCAACAUGUAGUGACCACAAAACCUCCACGAAGCUGUUGAUGUGGCCAAUCUCCGUUAGAAUAUAUGGAUUUUUCAUGUUGGGUUUGAUUUAUUUUUGUUAUUAAAGUAUUUACCAAA